Molecule: messenger RNA, 1560 nt
Organism: Pecten maximus
Lineage: Eukaryota; Metazoa; Mollusca; Bivalvia; Pectinida; Pectinidae
Product: phosphatidylglycerophosphatase and protein-tyrosine phosphatase 1-like
Exons: 5
Coding region: 186-746 (186 amino acids)
Biological process (GO): protein dephosphorylation
Molecular function (GO): protein tyrosine/serine/threonine phosphatase activity; phosphatidylglycerophosphatase activity; phosphatidylinositol-4,5-bisphosphate 5-phosphatase activity
Source: RefSeq, a predicted model, not a curated record
AUGACGCUAUCAGCUACGCUACUCUCGUGUUUGCAGACGACGGUGAGAAGGCUUUGCGAAUCUCUCUUUCGCUCUGGUACAAAGCCUUAUCUUUAUUGAACUCCCAAAGAGUCACAUUAGAUGUUUAAGUGAUAUGGACCAGUGAAAGUCCAGGAAUGAUCAAAUGUCCACUUCAAUAGGUCAACAUGUCAAGUCUGUUUUCCAAAGUAGCUUUCUAUCCAACAUUGGUUUACAACAUCUUCUUAUCCAAGGUGACCAGUAGGAACUGGUAUGACCGUAUUGAUGAAACUGUUCUCCUUGGAGCUCUGCCUCUAAGAGGAAUCACCAAGCAGUUGGUAGAGGAAGAGAAUGUUCGAGGUCUAGUAUCUAUGACGGAGGAUUUCGAGAUGAGCCAGUUUGUAAAUUCUGAGGAGGAAUGGUUAAAUGUUGGUGUCAAACAGCUGCGACUACAGACAGUUGACUAUGUUGGGACCCCUACACAGGAAAACAUCAACCGGGGUGUCAACUUUAUCCUUCAGCACAGAGAUCGUCGGGAAAGUGUGUAUGUCCACUGUAAAGCUGGUAGGACCAGGAGUGCAACAGUAGUCGCCUGUUACCUUAUCAAGGCUAAUGGAUGGACACCAGUAGAAGCAGUAGAAUUCAUCAAGACAAAGAGAAGUCAUAUCUGGCUAAGAGAUAAACAACUAAAAUCAAUUGAUGAAUACUACUCCAACUGGAAAGACUUUAAGCCAGUAGAUGGAGCCUGAAUCGCCAAAGUAUUGACAGAGCUCUAUAUUUAUGUCUGUUUGUGCUAAGAUUAAAAUGGCCGGCAAUUAGCUUUUUGAUUUAUAAGUGUCUUUGUGAAAGCUGAUCAGAUUCUUUUCAAUGUCUGUUGCCAUGUUUCGUAAUAUGAACAGAGCUUCCCAUGGCUUUCCGCUGGCUGCUUGUUAAUCCACAAUAUAACGCAGGUGGUUUGAUAUGGGCCGGUCCUACCUGCAAUCUGAUCAAAAUAAAGAUCAUCAUUUUACGCUUUGUUACAAAGAUUUGACAAUAUGUGGUCAGUAAGAGGUUUUGUUAAGAUGACUUUACAACCUUUACCUGGUACAUUGUAUAAGGAUCAAAUAAUGUCAGAACUUCUUCAAGAAUAUUUAUGAAUGUUUAGUGAUUGAAAAGGUGAUCAUUGACACUAUUAGAGGUGGGAUUUGUCAUUUGAGUGUAUGCAUACAUUUGCAUUAAGAUUUUCAGUAAUGUAAUAUUAAAAGGCUUUGGUGCUACCUUGGACUUUAUGCCUGUGUUAUUGUAAACUUUAACUCCCUUUUAAUUGGUAUCAAGUUAAACAUUUAUUGAAACCAAAUGUUAGUUAUGAUUCACAAGCUCUGGAAAUUGGUUCCAUUUAGUUAAGCUUUAAUUAGUUAAUGUUGACUAUGUGGAUCAUGACAAAAAAUGGUGAUGAAUUAUAGGAUUGCCAUUGUGGGCUCUAUUGAUGUUGUAAUAUUGUUAACCAUUGAGCAGGUCUUUCUGUGCAGGUUCUUGUUUAGUUUUGCAUGUUGAAGUAUUUAAUAAAGGAACAUGUAUGAUAUA